This is a messenger RNA of Rotaria sp. Silwood2, 624 nucleotides long. The record is from the annotation of a GenBank genome assembly. NCBI's taxonomy places the organism in Eukaryota, Metazoa, Rotifera, Eurotatoria, Philodinida, Philodinidae.
AUGCAAACAUCUUUUUCAUUCAGAUGGAACCAAGAAGAUUUUCUUGUUGGAAAAUGUAAUUUUGAAAUGGGAGAAUGCAAUGAACUUCAUUUGUGUCGUCGCUUUGGCUCUUGUAACGUUAAAGAUUGUCGAUUUCCACAUGAUUUUACUUGUGGAAAUUAUCGUCCUAUUGUUGAACAGGUUCACUGUGAAGAUAUAAAUCCAAUAAUACUUGUUCGUUUCAUCCGACUUAAUACACAAUUGUCUCAUGAUUCAUCCAAGGCUUCAGCUGCUUCGUCGAUUUUUUCUAAACUACCAGAUAUGGCAUCAUCUUCAGUACAGUCAAAACUUAUUCAACCAGUUUUCGAGCUAAGUAAACAUAUUCAUUCACGGCCAAAAACAGGACGUAACAAGUGUUAUAGAGCAUUUGGUGAAGAUAAUACACAUCCACGUGGAGUUUUUUCGUUCGUAUUCAACAUGAACUAUCAAGUCGAUAUCAGUUUUCCAUCAAAAUCUUGUGUUCACGAUAUCACAAUUGAAGAAAUCGUGAACUUCUUAAAACAGCAAUGUCUACCUGUCAAAAACAUAUUCGGUCCAAAACAAAAUGAAUAUUUUAAACAAUAUACGCUCUUAUUUCAAGAGUAG